AUGAGGCGGUAUGGCUUGGGCGCCAAUGAAUAUCACGAACAUCAACUCAAAGCAACAGAAGCUCUGCGGCCAUCGCUGGUGAAGGGGCUGAUGCCAAAUUGCUCCUUGCCAGAGUUCAAGACUUAUUGGGACUCACUCGAAAAGACGCGUCGAGGGAACUACAACAUCGAGGCUUCGAAUCUGAUUGGCGACCGUGUGUGGACCGAAGUCCUUACGAAGUUCUUUAGCGGCACGUUGCAUUAG
Messenger RNA from Suillus fuscotomentosus, 243 nucleotides. RefSeq lists its product as uncharacterized. The record is from RefSeq and is a predicted model, not a curated record. Bases 1 to 243 code for a protein of 80 amino acids. Lineage: Eukaryota; Fungi; Basidiomycota; Agaricomycetes; Boletales; Suillaceae. The transcript is spliced from 4 exons.